This is a messenger RNA of Ctenocephalides felis (cat flea), 309 nucleotides long. Its product is annotated as aquaporin-4-like. Gene Ontology annotation, biological process: transmembrane transport. The record is from RefSeq and is a predicted model, not a curated record. The transcript is spliced from 4 exons. Gene Ontology annotation, molecular function: water channel activity. Gene Ontology annotation, cellular component: plasma membrane. The coding region runs from base 1 to 309 and encodes 102 amino acids. Lineage: Eukaryota; Metazoa; Arthropoda; Insecta; Siphonaptera; Pulicidae.
AUGGAGUUCACUGCCCAUGUGAGCGGAGGUCAUGUCAACCCCGCCGUGACUGCCAGUAUGCUCGUCACCGGACAGAUCGGAUUAGUAAAAGCGAUGUGCUACGUGGCGGCGCAGUGCGUCGGGGCGAUUGUGGGGGCGUCUAUCGUACACGCUAUAGAUCCAGUUAAAGACGGUUUAGGCUUAACCCAACCCGGUUCAGGAGUUUCCAGUGGUAACGCUGUCGCUGUCGAGCUUUUAGUCACAUUUAUAUUGGUUAUGACUGUCCAUGCCGUUUGCGACAGCAACCGCGAGGAUAUCACUCCAGAAUAA